UCAUGUCUGUGUCUUGCUGGCAGCAAAGUUGGCCAUAACCAGGACCUCGUCAUUUCCAUGGCUAACUUUACCCAGAAGGUGACCCGAGCUGGUAUUACACUUGCAGUACUUCCAGAGUGGAUCGCAAAUUUUCUAAUUAAGCGACAUCUUUCGGUGGAAAGUCAAAUCGAUCUGAUUAUGGACCUGCUGGUGCCUGAAAUGGAAAAGAUCCGUGCCGGCGAAGUUAGUCAUGACGACGAGCCAUCUUAUGCAGCGAUGGUGCUCAAUUUGCCCAAGGCCAAUGGUCAGCUGCGAACGCCCCAGGAGGCUGCUUUCUAUUUCAAAAAUAUUGUGCUUGCUUCCAUCCACACCACGACCACGUUCGCCUCGUUUGCACUACAUGAACUUGCGUGUCGUCCUGCUUUACAGGCAGAGUUGCGUGCAGAAAUCGAAAAGCUCGGUAAUGAUCGCACGCCUGAAACAGUGAGCCAGAUCAGACUAUUAGACUCGCUACUACGAGAAGUGUUACGGUACGAUACUUCAUACCUAGGAAUGCAUCACAAGGCAUUAGACAAUGUCAUUUUGUCGACUGGCCAAAUGAUUCCGCGGGGUAGUCUGGUUUUGGGCGCCAUGUAUGAUGCGCACAUCUGUCCUGCAUACAUGCCAGAAACAGCAGCGCUUGGAUCAUCAUGUCCUUUGGAUCAAUUCGAUGCGCAUCGGUUUAUGCAUGCCAACGACGAUAGUAGUUGUUCAUCCGCAUCAUCUGUUGGACCCGAAUACAUGACGUUUGGAAUGUUCGCACAUGCGUGUCCCGGCAGAUACUUUGCCGUUGACGAGAUCAAAUACAUUUUGGCUGAAAUGAUUAUGCGCUAUGAUCUCACCACUAAAUCGGGCAAGCGGGCCAAGGAUUAUGUGCUGAGAGGCAUAACAAGAUUUCCACCACGGGAGCCAUUGGAAUUCACAGGAAGAAGUAUUACUACCACAUCCAGGUGA
Molecule: messenger RNA, 972 nt
Organism: Zychaea mexicana
Lineage: Eukaryota; Fungi; Mucoromycota; Mucoromycetes; Mucorales; Lichtheimiaceae
Product: cytochrome P450
Exons: 1
Molecular function (GO): iron ion binding; monooxygenase activity; oxidoreductase activity, acting on paired donors, with incorporation or reduction of molecular oxygen
Source: RefSeq, a predicted model, not a curated record